CUAUCAACUUCGGGCCUCCGCGCGCCGCCGCCGCCGGUGACUGCACGCCGACGCCGUCGCCGUUGUCGUCCUCCCUGCUCUCCGCCCCCGCACGCCGCCGAUCGAAACCCAUGGAUUCCCUCCUCGCCAACUACGCCUCUUCCGACGACGACGCCGACGAAACCCUACCUACCCCUGCCGCCGCCGUGCCCGCGGCCCGCCGCGAGGAGGCUUCCCGAGCGAAGCCUCCUCCCGCCGCGGCGGGUGGCAUCUUCUCGUCGCUGCCGCAGCCCAAGUCGGCGCCUCUCUUCUCCUCCCUCCCGGCGCCCAAAUCCGGGCCCGUCUUCUCCGCCAUCCCGCCUCCCAAGUCGUCGUCGUCCUCCUCCGCCGCCGCCGCAAACCCUAAGCGGGUUGUGCAGUUCCGCCCUCCGCCGAUCCGCCAGCCCACGGGCGAGAGCUCCGACGAGGAGGACGACGGCGCCGAGAAGCGCCGCCCUAGCGAGGCCGAGCCGCGGCCGCCCGUAUCUGCUGGCGCGGGGCCUGUUUCUUCGUUCCUCCCGCCGCCCAAGCACUCCCUCGGGCUCGGCUCCGGCGCCGCCAGGAAGUCGGCCAUAGACACUGCUGCGCCGGAGAGGUCAAAUGGUGGCGCUGCUGGUCCACCGUCCUCAGCUGUCAACGCAGUUGCCGCAGAAAAGCCCGAUACUAGCUCUGCGGAUGACGACGACGAUGAAUCGGCGAACAGCAGUGAUGAUGAGGAGGAGAUGCCUAUGCCGGAGGAGCAGCAGGAACAACAGAGGUUUGAUUCUGAAGCUGGACAGGUGCAGCAACAGCAGCAAAGCUAUGAUGCUGGAGUUGGGAGCAGUAAUGGACAGGAAGGCUAUGCAUGGGAUCCAAAUUACUAUGCCAAUUACGGUGCAAACUAUGGCUGGGAUCCGAGUGGCAAUGCGAAUUAUGGGACUGGAGCACAGUAUGUGGCAUAUGGAGGAGAGCAUGGUGGUGUGUAUGGAAAUACAUACGGAGGAGAGCAUGGUGAUGGAUAUGGGCAUUCGAUGGCGGUGUCAUAUGGAGGGGGAUAUACUGGUGGGUAUGAACACAAUGCGGCUGCUGCAACAGCACCACCUAUCCAGGAACCGUUACUGCCACCAGAGGUCGGCAGAAUUGGAGGGAAGAGAGGUAGGAGUGAUAUGCCGGCAGAGAUUUUAGAGGUGAACCAGGCAGAGCUGAUGAAGAACCGACCGAGGGAGGAUAAGUCCAAGCUCACUGGAAUGGCCUUUGGCCCUAGUUACCAGCCGGCCCCUUCGGCAAAAGGAAAACCCUCAAAGCUGCACAAAAGAAAGCACCAGAUUGGGUCUCUAUUCUAUGACAUGAAGCAAAAGGAGAUGGAGCUUGCCGAGAGGCGUUCCAAGGGAUUCCUCACGAAAGCAGAGACUCAAGCAAAAUAUGGAUGGUGAGCAUGGAUGCGGAAUAUGGUAAGACGGGCAUAUACGUUGGAUUUGAACUGUGUAUUUCGUUUGUUGUCUGAAUUUUUUUUUUGUUGUAAAUUGUUCUUGAUAAUACUAUAAACCAAUUUGUAAAACUAGUUGGAAUCAAACUUUCCCUCCUUUGAUAGGGUACUUUUCUUUGCAUU
This is a messenger RNA of Oryza brachyantha (malo sina), 1606 nucleotides long. RefSeq names its product proline-rich protein PRCC. The transcript is spliced from 2 exons. The record is from RefSeq and is a predicted model, not a curated record. NCBI's taxonomy places the organism in Eukaryota, Viridiplantae, Streptophyta, Magnoliopsida, Poales, Poaceae. Bases 111 to 1430 code for a protein of 439 amino acids. Gene Ontology annotation, cellular component: nucleus.